GCUUAGUUUUGCAUGUUCCCAUCCAUCCUGCACGACGCGAAAGGCCCCUUAUCCACCUCUCCUGCGUACCGGGAACACCUCCACGGUGAUCAGCUACUGCGUGUGUUUGUCUUUUGGUGAAGAGGCACCUUUCCAUUUCAGGAGUGGUUUAUUCAACAGUGUCCUGAAGGUUUUGGAUGUGGUGCUUCAAGGAUGUCGCUACUUUGAGAGCAUCAUCCACACACAAACAACAACCAUCGAUUUUUUUUUGUUGUCAAUAAGCAUAACAAAAAGAAGGAACAAUAGCCUAAACAAAUCAUAGUCUGUUGAACAAGUCACUUUUCCGGUCUGUGGAUACCACACCAACUAAGUAGAGUACUUUGAGAAUUGUUCACAUCGCUGCAACCCAGGACGGACUGAAGAGGGAGGCGAGACCUGAGGACCGGGUUUUUUUCACCUUGCAAGGCUGAUACCGCACUUACGACAUCCCGUAAACCCUCAAGGAUAACACUUUUGGACGUUUAUUUACCCAAUUUCACAGGAGGCUCAUUGCACGUAAAUUGUUCUAAAUGUUCGGGAUUCAGGAAACUAUAUCACGGGGUGGGACAACGAUGAAGGAGGAACCGCUGGGUGGGCUGAAUUCAGUCCGCUCAUGGAUGCACACAGCUGGGGUGGUUGAUGCGAACACAGCCGCCCAAAGCGGUGUUGGCUUGGCGCGGGCACACUAUGAAAAGCAGCCGCCUUCCAACCUCAGAAAAUCCAAUUUUUUCCAUUUCGUCCUGGCACUGUACGACAGACAGGGUCAACCCGUUGAGAUUGAAAGGACAGCUUAUGUGGACUUUGUGGAGAAAGAUAAAGAACCAAACGGUGAAAAAACGAACAAUGGGAUCAUUUACAAAGUACAGUUGUUGUACAGCAAUGGCGUCAGAACAGAACAGGAUAUUUUCAUACGGUUAAUCGAUUCCAUGACGAAGCAGGCGAUUAUAUAUGAGGGUCAAGACAAAAACCCUGAAAUGUGCAGAUGUCUUCUUACACACGAAAUUAUGUGCAGCCGGUGUUGUGAUAAGAAGAGCUGUGGCAACAGGAACGAGACUCCAUCAGACCCUGUGAUCAUCGACAGAUUUUUCCUGAAGUUCUUCCUGAAGUGCAAUCAGAACUGUCUGAAGAAUGCAGGGAAUCCCAGAGACAUGCGCAGGUUCCAGGUUGUUGUCUCGACGACCGUCAAUGUGGAUGGCCAUGUCUUGGCUGUCUCAGACAACAUGUUUGUCCACAACAACUCCAAACAUGGGCGAAGGGCUCGCAGACUCGACCCUUCAGAAGGUACGCCUCCUUAUCUGGAGAAUGCAGCCACCCCUUGCAUCAAGGCCAUCAGCCCCAGUGAGGGAUGGACCACAGGAGGGGCCACUGUCAUCAUCAUUGGGGACAACUUCUUUGACGGCCUGCAGGUCGUCUUCGGGACCAUGCUUGUCUGGAGUGAGCUCAUCACCCCCCACGCCAUCCGCGUCCAGACCCCUCCCAGGCACAUCCCUGGUGUGGUGGAGGUCACGCUGUCCUACAAGUCCAAGCAGUUCUGCAAAGGGGCUCCUGGAAGAUUUGUCUACACCGCCCUCAAUGAGCCAACCAUCGACUAUGGAUUCCAGAGGCUGCAGAAGGUCAUCCCCAGGCACCCGGGUGACCCUGAGAGGUUACCAAAGGAGGUAUUGCUGAAGAGAGCAGCUGACCUUGUUGAAGCAUUGUAUGGGAUGCCCCACAAUAACCAGGAGAUCAUUCUGAAGAGGGCAGCGGACAUAGCGGAGGCCCUGUACAGCGUUCCCCGUAACCACAACCAGAUCCCCUCCCUCGCCAACACAGCUUCCCACGGCAUGAUGGGAGUCAACUCCUUCAGCAGCCAGCUAGCCGUCAACGUGUCCGAGUCCCAGGGAAACGACCAGGGCUACAGCCGGAACACCAGCAGUGUGUCUCCACGAGGGUAUAUCACCAGCAGCACCCCACAGCAGUCCAGCUACAACUCCGUCAGUAACAGUAUGAAUGGCUACGGGAACUCUGGCAUGUCCAACCUGGGAGUUUCCAGCUCCCCUGGGUUCCUCAACGGAUCCUCUGCCAACUCUCCAUAUGGAAUUAAACAAAAGAGCGCCUUCGCCCCUGUGGUCCGACCCCAGGCCUCCCCACCCCCUUCCUGCACCAGCGCAAAUGGCAACGGACUGCAAGGUGAGCCCCCCUCACCCCCUCAUCCCUUCCCUUCGGACUACUGGGCAGAUACCGCGGCUCAUGCCUCUGUCCGGUUUGCUAUGUCCGGUCUGGUUGUACCUCCAAUGUAAAUGCACUUUCAUCUUCUCAAGCACCAAUCUUCUCACCACGAUACAGGACACCCCUUUAUCACACAGCAAAGACACUGGCGUAGUCUAAAAUACUGAGGAUAUAGUCAACAUCUUAUUCUGUUUUUAAUGAAGAUUCAAAACAUGAUUUUCUUUUAAAAGACUAUUUCAAGAGUUAAGAUUUGGACAUUUGGACUAAACAUUUCAUUAGGAACUCAACAAUUGUAGCUUUUUUCCCUCAUUUUUUUCUCCCCAUUUGAUCAACCUGGAAGAAGACAAAGGACGAUGGAGUGUACGUUUUGCAUACCUAUCGGGUUGAACUUGGGCUUUGUCCAGUGAACCAUGUACUGGAAGAAACUCUGUGGACUCAUCAUUUGGUUUUAAUGUAAACACUGAUGUACAUUUACCUAUGAACUUGUUUGCCUCAGAAAAUGUUUUUUUGUUUGUUUUAACUCUCUUUCAAUAGAUUCACAAUUGUGUGUCUUUAUAAUGUGACUUUUUUGUAUUUUUAUGUGUGAGAAAAUACAGUGGGGCCAAGAAGGUUUAAGAUUUUCAACUGGAAAAUAUAUGAGAUAUAUAAUGUAGAAAUCAAUCAUAAAAUACAGCAAAUGCAAGUAAAUGGGUGGG
Messenger RNA from Oncorhynchus masou masou (cherry salmon), 2921 nucleotides. Its product is annotated as transcription factor COE3-like. Gene Ontology annotation, molecular function: RNA polymerase II cis-regulatory region sequence-specific DNA binding; DNA-binding transcription factor activity, RNA polymerase II-specific. The transcript has 16 exons. Bases 549 to 2297 code for a protein of 582 amino acids. Gene Ontology annotation, biological process: regulation of transcription by RNA polymerase II. The record is from RefSeq and is a predicted model, not a curated record. NCBI's taxonomy places the organism in Eukaryota, Metazoa, Chordata, Actinopteri, Salmoniformes, Salmonidae.